Messenger RNA from Schistocerca piceifrons (Central American locust), 648 nucleotides. RefSeq lists its product as uncharacterized. NCBI's taxonomy places the organism in Eukaryota, Metazoa, Arthropoda, Insecta, Orthoptera, Acrididae. The coding region runs from base 188 to 553 and encodes 121 amino acids. The record is from RefSeq and is a predicted model, not a curated record. The transcript has 3 exons.
UCGCUAACAUGGAAUCAUUUUAAAAAAAUGAAUAAAUCCGUCGCAGUAAUUACCAAAGCUACAUCGUUCGCCUGUCCAAAGACUGGAUAGACUGCGCGAGAAAGCGAAAACCUUCAGUCCUACCAAAAAUGAAGACAGAUAACUUGCAACAUGAAGAACCAAGACCUUCGAUUUGUGUUCGAAAACCAUGCGUUUCGAGACCAAAAUAGAAUGCAAUAUUGUGAGAGAAACUGAAGUAAAAUUCCUAUGUUUCACCUGGCGCCUUUAUUCCGACAGGGAUCCAAGUAGAUUGACAUGCAUAAGCUUUGCUACAACAAUGUCCAGAGAUUUCACAUCAGGACGCCAACGUGAGCUCCCAACAGACAAAAGGGAGGCGAGAGAGGCCUUGUACUACGCAACUUCUGCGGUAAUGGCUGACAUUCCAGUAUUGAUGGAAGAGAUGGCUGAUAGUGUGAACGCAGUGAACAGAAAAAUGUAUGCUGUCAACGAGCUUUUGCGAGCAGUUUCACAACAUUAUGUGCAACCUAAUGGGAGUCAAAACACAAAACCCUAGAUAAUUGACAGAAGAUUCUAUCUUUUAAUUUUGUUGCUUGGCAACCAAUUUCUGUGUAUCGAAUUCUAAGAGUAAUUUAAAAAAAGUGCUGUAAA